This is a messenger RNA of Cynocephalus volans (Philippine flying lemur), 3066 nucleotides long. RefSeq lists its product as uncharacterized. Lineage: Eukaryota; Metazoa; Chordata; Mammalia; Dermoptera; Cynocephalidae. The transcript has 2 exons. The record is from RefSeq and is a predicted model, not a curated record. The coding region runs from base 77 to 724 and encodes 215 amino acids.
CUCGCCCAGCGCGCUGGCCUCACUUCUCUGAAUUACUUAGGUGCUGUGGUCCCACAUCGUAGAGGUCACAGGUCGCAUGUCGGGGUGUUCGGGAGCAGCAGGAAAAACCACGCGGGCCCUAACCCACUCCACCCACCCCGGGCGGGGAUUGUCUGUCCUACAGUUCCUGUCUCGCGCAGGACACGCCACGCAUCGAACGUCCCUGGGACACAGGCCGCAAGGCCGCCAACGUCCCCCGGGGUCCCUGCGCCGGGGAUGGCGGGGUCCACGCGCUCACCCCAGCCCUGCUGUGGCGCCUCUCGGCGGGCUCCUACCUUCCUCCUCCAUUAUUUCCAGGAGAUCUGGGUCGCCCAUCUUCGCCAGCUCGUUAAUGACACUGACGCCCGAGAGGCAGCGGACGACGGACACCGGCAACUGGAGGCUUCGCUGGUCCCAGUCCACCGGGUCUACCCAUAUCCAGGAUUCCUGGUUCUCCGAGGUUGCCGACUCCCUUCUCCCCGAACCCUCCUCCUCCUCCGAUCCCCACUGGUGGGCCACAUGCUCCCUCAGCCAGUUAGCCGGGUCGUCAUCCAUCGCCUGGCCCCCCGCCCACCGCGGUGCCACUCGGAGACAACCCCCUCCCGGUUGGGGAGUUACUUUUUGUCGGGUGAGAAAAAGUCCCCCUCCCUUAAAGGAAACCCUCCCCUUUAAGACCAGCGCGUGCCCGGGGUCUCCAAGGUUCUAGCAGCCCCUUGUCUCCGGCGUUUGUGCGUGGGUAUUAGCUUUUCUCCAGCCACUGCCCGCUUUUUGGACACCGAACAGGAUUAAAGUCAGCCUGUUUCUUAAAAAGCCAGAUAGUGUUGGGCACGUUUCUGUAAGCUUCAGUUUUCACAUCUUUAUAUGAGAAUAUUAGUACCCACCUCCUAGGAAUGUUGUUAGAACACAGUGUAAAGUGUUUGGCACAGAAGGUUUUAAAAAUUUAGCUGCUCUUAAAGUUAACCCAUAUCACAUUGAGCCCUGCUCCACCUCAAAGGGUCCGUAGAGCCCCUGAGAACUUCAGCCUCAAGGAGAAUGGGUAGUCCCCUUCCUCAAAGGCCCCUCUGAAUUGGUUCUGUUUUUUAGACCCUAUGGAACUGCCAGCUCAGCAAUAAUUGGGAGGUAAGAAGAAUUAUCAUCGUCUAGUAGCGGGGAAACUAGAUGAGUGAUGAAGAACUAAAGGUGAAGUAGAGGUCAGAGUUGAGUCUGGAGAGUGCUGGGGAGGGAGUGACUGAGUCUGCAGCAGGGAUGGGGUAAUUUGAGAAUAAGAACAAGGUGACCAGAGACUUGACCUUUCUUUAUUUUUGUGCUACUGUAUUUUUUUCCCAUUCUAUUGACAUUUUAGGAGUGAGAAUCAUCUUUUGCAGAACAGGAAACGGGCCUGCAGAGAAGAGUUCUGGUGAAAGUCAUGAUUAACUAUGGAACUGGAAAUCACUUUUUUUUCUAUACCUUGCUAUCUCUUCCCUACCUAAACCUCUAGGAAUAGGUGAAUUUUGGUUAAGCGACUAUAGGCAAUUCCUUACUUGAUGUAUUUUGGAAUUGUGUUUGAAAGGUGAAUACACACGUGUUAUGGAUUAAAUGUGCUCCCUAAAAGUUCAUGUAUAGUUAACUUAAUCUCCACUGUAAGAGUGUUAAUAGUGUGAGAAAUCCAAUUAUGGUACUUGAAAGGUAGAGUCUUUAAGAGGUGAUGAUGUUACCAAAUUAGGCUCUUGGAUUCCAAAGUCAUAAAAAUGAACAAUGCACCCAGCAGUAGAGCAAGCAGUGCUUUCUUAAAAGAGGAGGUAGACUUAUGCAUAAGGGAGAUAGCUACAGAGAAGCUAGCCUUCUGAGGGGAGCUGUUCAGGUCCUUUAAAGGGAAAGGAGGGGAGGGGUAUAGGCCAGCACCAUCAUUCUUUUCCUCUGGAGGAAGUCCAUUCUGUUCUUCCUGUUUGCAUCAUGGGUGCAUGCUCAAUGAGGGUUUUGGUUCUUGCAACUGUUCAGUUAGGUCCAAGAUGGUGGUGGUGUUCAUUAUCACCAUCCCAGGAGGGUCUUUGUAGCAGUCACCUUGAAGCUUUGUGAGCACGUGGGAACUCCUAGAGGGGUCUUAAGGAUAAUCUGUAAUUUAAUUUUUACAAUUACAGGGAAAAGAAAGAAUAGGUAGAUAAUGAUAAGUUUUAAACAAAGCUAACAGUUAUAUUUUAACAAGCCUUUGGGAAGGGGUUUUGCAACUCAGUGAAUUUUUCUUCCCCUCUUUUUAUCAGGUGGUUUAUUUUAUCAGGGUGGUUAUGCCCAACCAGUCUCUUUCAGUUACUUUUAUCAAGGCCAUAGGGUAGUCAUGUGUCCUGGGGGUAUCAUGACUGAGGAGUGAAUAGGUAACAAAAAGUCCUUUGUAGGGAAAAUGUGAUCAAUUUGGUUCACAGGCCCUAUCCUGUCUCAAUUAGAUUGUGAGGAUGGUGCCCUGGUGAAUGGAUUGAUCCAUUUGUGAAGUAAUGGGUUGAUGUUCUAAUGAGUGUUCAUGGCCAUGGUUCUGAUGGAUGGCUGUAUAAGGAGAGCAGUAAGUAGGUUAGCUUUCUCUUGCUCAGCCCAUUUUUGCCAAGUGACACCCUGUGUUUCUGUAAAGAGUUCCCACCAAAAAAAGGCCCCCACAAGAUGUGUUCCUUGGAUGUUGGACUUCCCAGCCUCCAAAACUUUAAGAAACAAAUUUCAUUUCCUUAUAAAUUACCCAAUUUCAAAUAUUCUGUUAUAAGCAAUGGAAACGAACUAACACAACUUGUCAAGCAAUAGACUUACAUUUAGUUGUAAUAAGUGACUAAUUAUAAUAGAAUUAUUUGUUUUUUACCUCUUGAUUAUUAAUCAUUGUUUGGUUCUAAUAAAAUUUCUGCAACAUGAGUGUGUUUUAUUGCUCUUCCUAUAUGUCAGGUAUUCUGCUAGGUGCUGUGGAUAUUGUGAGGGAACAGAUGGGUAGAAUCUUUGUUCCAUGUAGACUAAAUUAAAAUAAAGGCAAUAAUAAUGUUUUUCUAUAAUUUUAUAUAAUUACUUGUUUUAUAUUUCUUGAUUCUGUACUGUAUUUGA